Letharia columbiana is the source of this 678-nucleotide messenger RNA. RefSeq lists its product as uncharacterized. The record is from RefSeq and is a predicted model, not a curated record. Gene Ontology annotation, molecular function: chitin binding. The coding region runs from base 1 to 678 and encodes 225 amino acids. The transcript is spliced from 4 exons. NCBI's taxonomy places the organism in Eukaryota, Fungi, Ascomycota, Lecanoromycetes, Lecanorales, Parmeliaceae.
AUGCGUUCCAUAAUCUUGAUAACCCUCUGCCUUCUAUCCCUGUCAUUCGGUCAGAAUUGUGGUCCUCAGUAUGGAAAUCAAACGUGUGCACCAGGAGAUUGCUGUAGCGAUCAUGGCUGGUGUGACACCGGUCCUGCCUGGUGCGAUCCGACAACCUGUCAAAAGCAAUUUUCCGGCCCUGGAUCUAGCUGUGCAUCCCUAGCCACUCCAGCAUACUUCGCUUCCUCGACAUCAUCCUCUCUCCCCUCAGCAUUGGUGGCUCCUCCCUCCUACGUCUCGACAGUCCCAAACAUCGACGUCUGCGGUCACGCCGUAGGCGGCGUCUCUUGUCCGGGCGCUGGCGUGCCUCCUGAUCCCAACGAGCCAGGAUACUACUACCGCUGCUGCAGUUCCGGUGGUCAUUGCGGCCCAAAGAACAACAUCGAGAGCCAAGAUCUCUACUGCGGCGCCGACACCUGCCAGGUCGGAUUCGGCGACUGCGCGACCAACCGUACGGCACCGCCUCUGCCUUCCGGUCCUCCAACAACGGCGGGCAUGGGCCUGACGUGCGGACCGAUUGUGAAUGCUAAGUGCGGGGACGGGCUGUGUUGCAGCGGGAGCAACUACUGUGGUAGCACGGUGGAUUUCUGUGGAGCGGCGAAUUGGUGCCAGCCGCUCUGGGGCAAUUGCAGUGACUGA